AUGGGCAACACCAAAACCAUCAUCCUACGCGGGCUACCAUCAUCAUACUUGGGCAUCACCACCAUCAUUCCCACUCAGGCCAAGGUCACACUCACCUUCACAAGGUCCACACUGCUCCAGCACAAGUCAUCAAUCAUCAACAACACUGGAGGCACAGACUCAGGCUGCAACUCCCUGCUCUUCUUGUCAGCUCAGCCCACCACCAAGGCCACGCCAAAGGCCUCUCCUCCCAUGCAUGGCCAGGGUGGUGGCAGCACCAAGAAGAAGGACCACAAGCCACAGCACUAUGGCAGUUCCACCAUGAACAUGCACAGGCCCAACAACAGAAAGGACAUGAACGCCAAACAGCAAUUCCUGUUUGAUCCCACCCUGCAAUGCACCUACUGCACCCACCCCAGGCACAGUGUCAAACAGUGUGACACCAAGUGCAAGGCUGCUCUUCUACAGCAGGAAUGCACCUACAUCGCCAUAGAACACCCACUCCCACCUGUCAAGAUGCUACUUGUUGGGAGCACUGAUGCUGUGCACAAUCACACUCAAUCACAACAGCACUAA
Messenger RNA from Acanthamoeba castellanii str. Neff, 555 nucleotides. RefSeq lists its product as uncharacterized. The transcript is spliced from 2 exons. Lineage: Eukaryota; Discosea; Longamoebia; Acanthamoebidae. The coding region runs from base 1 to 555 and encodes 184 amino acids. The record is from RefSeq and is a predicted model, not a curated record.